UUCCAUUGAGAGAGAGGAAGUUAAUGAGGAAUAAGAGAGACGAAGACAUGGCCAUUUACCAACGCACCCACUCUUGGGUCGACAAAUUCUCCCGCCCUCAUCCACAGUCAGGGAAAUGUUCGAGCUCCGGUUCCAGCUGCGGCGGAGGUUUCUUCUCCUCCUUGGAACCCAAAUCCUUGCCGGCGGAGAAAUUCGGAAACUUCGAGGACUCUGGAAUCAAUUGGCGAGGCUUCAGCGACAGAUCGGAUCGCAAGUCGAAGAGCGAGAGCAGAUUAGCGAAGACAAAACUGAAAGCGCUGAAAAUGUACAAGAGCGUGAAGCAGCCGAUUUCUCCCUCCGGAAAAGUCGCCGCCUUCUUAAACUCCCUCUUCGCCGCCGGAAACUUAAAGAAACAGAAAAUCGACUCGCCGGGGUCGUCAUUCUCGCGCUCCUGGCACACGGCCACAACCACAACUCCUUCGUCAUCGACGCCGUCGAUUAGGUUUUUUCCGGCGAGUACUGUGAUUUUGGACGAAGAUUGUCGCCUCCAAAGGCAAACAGGCAAUAGCGAAGACAUAGAUUCGAUCUUAGAUGCCAUUGAUGAAGAGCUCGCCAUGCAUAUGAAGAACAAGGAACAAAUACUGGGGUUCGAUAUUUUUAGCGAUGAAAAACGAGAAUUUGAGGACGGGGAUGAUGAAUUUGAUGGAGCGAGCUGCGCGAGUUCGGAUUUGUUCGAAUUGGAAAAUCUAUCGGCCAUUGGAAUGGAAGAACUACCGCUUUAUCAAACUACUCAUCUUCCCAAUAUUAUGCAAAUGGACUGAUUUUGUUAAAUUCAAUCAAUUUCAUUUUUGUGAUAUAUUAGUAGGAGCUCUACUAUAAACUCCAUAUUUCCACCAUUUAAAGAGUCAUUUUGAGUAGCACGAGUUUUUAAGAAAUUGUUUAACUUUGUAAAGAAAAAUAUUGAAAAAAUUAGUUGG
Molecule: messenger RNA, 956 nt
Organism: Salvia splendens (bonfire salvia)
Lineage: Eukaryota; Viridiplantae; Streptophyta; Magnoliopsida; Lamiales; Lamiaceae
Product: protein BIG GRAIN 1-like A
Exons: 2
Coding region: 24-800 (258 amino acids)
Biological process (GO): auxin-activated signaling pathway
Source: RefSeq, a predicted model, not a curated record